Molecule: messenger RNA, 4218 nt
Organism: Anopheles aquasalis
Lineage: Eukaryota; Metazoa; Arthropoda; Insecta; Diptera; Culicidae
Product: ATP-binding cassette sub-family G member 5
Biological process (GO): transmembrane transport
Cellular component (GO): plasma membrane
Molecular function (GO): ABC-type transporter activity; ATP hydrolysis activity; ATP binding
Source: RefSeq, a predicted model, not a curated record
GCCUGUAGCAGCAGCAGCAGCCAGCAGCAGCAUCAACAUCGACCGCAUACUCAUCCACAACCUACACUGGAGUGAUUUUGGAGUUUCUCCUUCCCGGCAAAGCGAUCUAGUUCCUGUGAAUGAUCGAUCGAUCAAAGUGAGCAAAAGCAAAGUUUGUGAGCAAAACAGUGCCAAACGAUUGCCGCGUUCAUCGAGAGUGCGAGUGAUUAGAAUUUCGGAUUCGGAUGUUCGAGAUCGACGCUGAGCGUUGAGUGUCGCGGUUUCGAGGUGUGUAAAACAACGCAAGUGGCCUCCCCGCUCCGCCUUCAGGUCUAGGGGGCCUAGAAUGGUAAACAGUUAACCUGAAUUUCUCUCCCGGCUACCCGUGGAAAAUGGUACAGCUCGAGUGACCAGCAGAGCACCCGGUUCCCGGAGUUGUCGAAAAUUGUCCGUCAACCGUCAGUGAAACGCGUGUGACCGCGAGCUCGAGCGCACCGAAAUUAAAGUCAUCAAUUUCCGGCCAGGCCUCGCCCGGGAGCCGCCCCGGGAGUGACUGAUAAAUGUGGUCCAGUUUCCCGCGACCCGAGUUUCUCGGACAAUGAAGCUGCGCCGCCGUGUUGUGCCGUGCUGUGCUUUGGUUUAAGGAAAAGUGAAAAUAGAAUUUAUGAGCCCCUAGAGAGUGAGACAGAUACAGAGAGAGAAAGAAGCUGCAGCAUAAACUGUGUACUGGGUGUCAUUGGGCAGAGCGCGAUCCUCUGUCGACAUCAUUUCGCGCGACCAUCGUUGAAGAUCGAUCGUCGAGCUGAGAAGGCGUACGCACUGAUCAGCGUGAAUCUUAAAACCAUUUCUUCAUCCCUAAGAGCGAACCGGUACUGUAUGGUGGUGGCGGCAUGGAACUGCGCAAAAUGAGUACGGCCAAGCAGCAGCAGCAUCAGCAGCAACACCAACAGCAGCAGCAGCAGCAACGCGAAGAUCGUCGAUAUUCGAUGCCGCACGGGAUGCACGGGACGCUUCCGCCCGGCGCAACGGAUGAUCUGCACGCCUGGUCCAUCUACCGACAAAAUUUGAAUUCAGACUUUGCCGACUCGGCACUCGGAUCGUCGGACAAAUCGCCCAAACCGUACGGUUCCCAGUACCACCGCGAUACGGCCAUCCACAAUCAUCCACGCUACGGACCGAAGCAGAAUCCGAUCAACUCGAACAUGUACACCUACCUCAAGUUCGGACUGCCACGUGUUUUCCCACCGAACGGGGGUCAACCGAUGACGAAUGGACGCCCGGGGCGCAACUCCUCCAAAGCGAAUGGCCGAGGACGCGUGAACCGUGGCUACCGGGACAGUACCGGACCGGGGCCGGGUUCAUCCGGUUACGAUAGUAGCGAUAACGAGACGAACCGUGGGCGUGUGCCAGCUAACCUAAGGAAAUACCGCAGUGAGUCCGAUUUCCGUGCGAUCGGUGCUACUACCAACUCGCGGCCAAGCUCCCGUGCCCAAGGUAUACCGUUGGCGGCCCUUAAGCAGGCCAACAGCCGAGCCAGUAUAGCGGGCACACACGUCUACAAUCCGUACGCCACCAACUUGCGGCAUCACAAUCUACGCUCGCAGAGUGAGGCCGAUCUGUUGGCCGAAUGGGACUACGAUGAUUCACCGACGUACGGUGAGACGCGGCUCUAUCCGGAGGAUAUCUACACGACGCAAAGCCGACGACAUUCCCUCGCCGGUCUGGUGUAUCCCAACAUUCAAGUCCACUGUCUGGAUGUACUGCCCGGUUUACGUGGCGUAUCGCUACAAGCAAAGGCCGGCGAUCUGUUCGCCAUUAUGGCAACUUCACAGCGCGAGGGAACGGCCCUGGUUGAGGCGCUCGCUGGUGUACGGCAGCGGAUGGGCGGUGAAAUCCUGGUCAAUGGGCAGCAGGUUAAUCGUCGUAUCUUGCGCCAACUGUGCGGUUACGUCCCCGCACUCGAUUCCGCUCCGCUCGAUCCACGCAUGAGCGUCCAGAGUACGCUUUCGUUUGCGGCAGCUCUGCGCGGUCCGUACGAUCGUAGUGAUCUGAAGGAGCGCAUCGAUAUCCUGGUGGAGGAUCUGGGACUAACGGCGGUCCGGUCGGCGAACGUGUCACGGUUGACGCACUCGGAAAAGCAAAGACUGAACGUGGCGUGCCAGCUGUUGACGCAGGCUUCGAUUCUGCUGCUCGACCAGACCACGAUCAAUAUGGACAUCUUCGAUACGUUCUUUCUGGUGGAGUAUCUGCGGCAGUGGUGUAGCGCUGGACGGAUCGUUAUUAUGACACUGCAACCGCCAACCUUCGAGAUCCUGUCGAUGUGCUCCGGUGUGUUGCUGUUGUCCGGGGGUCGCACCGUUUACUCGGGCAGUCGAGCCGAUCUGCCACGCCAUAUGGGCCAGCUGGGGUAUCCGUGUCCACCGUUUAAAAACCCGGCCGACUACUAUCUGGAUUUGGUGACGCUCGAUGAUCUGUCGGCGGCUGCAAUGUUGGAAUCGUCUGCUCGAAUUGAAUCACUGGCCAACUCGUGGGAUCACGUGAAUGCGGAACCACCGCUUGCGGCCCCGGUGGCCAACUUGCCGGAACCGACCAGAAGUGCUGGGUUUUUCAGCCAGAUCAAUGCCCUUGCCAAGAGGUACAUGUCUUACAAGCAACCAGGAUCACUGCUCACCUGGAUCAGCAGAUUGAUUCUUGCCGCCGUUCUCUCCCUGUUCAUCGGAUGCAUCUUCUGGGACGUACCGGCCUCGGAUCCUCAGCUUACCCUUAACGAUCGUCUUGGCUAUCACCACUGCAUGAUGAUGGUGGCCCUGUGGCCGCUGCUACUGUUGCAGAUCCGUGACGUCCAGGAAGAUCGCCGACACGCCGAGAAGGACCUGAAGCUGGGACUGUACGGUCGUUUCCUGUACAUCAUCAUCCAAAGUACGCUCAGCGUGAUGCCCAGUUUGUGCAUCUGGCUAGCUUAUCUGCUUCCGGCGCACAGUAUGGCCGGACUGUACUCCUAUACGACCAACAACGAUACCGGCAUCUAUCUCUACAUGGGUUACAUGCUGCUCUACCUUAUGGCCAUACAGACGAUCGUGUUGUUCAUUGCCCAUCUGGUACCGUGCGGGAUCACCGCGACGAUCGUUACCACGCUUGCCCUGCUACUCAUGGCCUCCGUCGGUGGCUAUGCCGUCCAUGUGGCCAAUGUACCCGAGUACCUGCGGUGGAUGGAGUUGGUCACACCCCAGAAGUGGCUCACGCCGCUGCUGACCGAGACCGAGUACAGUGCCGAAACGUUGGUCAGCAUUACCAGCCAGCAGCAGUGUCGCAACAAGCAGGUCCAGUACACUGAAAUCAUCGUACAGCAACCAUGUCCCCCACCGAAUGGCACCUUCUUCCUGGCCGAUCAUCACCUCCUCCAGCGGGACCACAUCCUGGACACUGGCGACAUGUACACCUCGACCGUGCUCGGGCUGCUGAUCACGUGUAUCAUCUUCUUUGCCCUCACCAUGUUCGUCUUUCUCGUCAACUGUCAGUCGCUGCUGCGGAAGAAGAAUCCACGCCACGGCAAACGCGUCUAGGGAGCGCGGAACCAUUUCACGUCUAUCCAGCCAGCCGGCCAGACUCCCCGGAACUGCGCUGGAAAUGGCCCUUAGAGAAGCGACUUAGAAAGUAUAGUAGAGUACAGUAGUAGAGAGUAGAGUGUAGCUAGGAAAACAGUGCCCCAAACGGUGCGCUGGUCGCGUAAACCUGUAAAAGUGCUAGUUAAAUUUUAAUUUUACUCUUCAUUUCGCCCCAUUUCUUACGGGAACAUUCCCUUCGCUUGUUCCCUUCGCUCGUUGGGGUAGCGGAAAUUGGCGAAAUUUCAGAAAAACACCACCCCACAGACCCACAUGCUAGUGUUAUGUUCCGUUGCAUUAAAUAGCUUAUGAUGGUUUGUCCGGAGAUCCGGAGAGAAGUUAGAAAAUAGGAGAAUAGAGACGAACUGAUGGUGAGGAGAGGGAGGAUCAAAUUUUUACUCAAUCACUUCUUCGCCGUGAACCGGUUGAUGGCGAUAACCAUCGGGGUGCGGGGUGCGCGUGGAGAAGUGUUGUAAGUUUUAUAUAAAAAAAAUAGUACCCGAAAACUUCCAUUGUAGGUAGACUAUAGGCAUUUAAAGGAUCGGGAUGCGGUUAUAAGCUGACGCCCUGGUUCAUAGGUCGCGCAUUCACCAGCAGGCAAUGAGGAUAACUUUUUUUUAAUAAAAGACAAACAAAU